AUUUUGUCCAUACGGUAUCGCUAAAGUCAUUCGCGUUUCGAGCACGAGGUAAUAAAUAAACUUAAUUAAAUUCGUCAUAGAAUUUUUACAUAAUGGCAGUUUCUAUGGUAAGAAGAUUAACUUCUGCUUUCCGAAAAAUUGAACAAACGUUGAACAUAAUUUUUAAUCGUAAAUUUCCUCCAGAAGCAUUAUAUGCAAUAGAUUGUAAUGGCUUAAAUCUUCCAUGUAAUGUAAACAAUCGUAGUCGAUUUUCUCUAAAAGACAUUAUUGGAGAUGGAUUUUUAUGGGGAGUUCCAACAGUAAGACGUACCAUUGAAAAACGUAUGAGUAGAAGAUUUGGAGUUCCAAAAUAUAACUGGAAACCACAUGUUCCAAAAACUAAUCUUUUGAUGUGUCCUAAUUGUGGUAGUCAUCAUGAAGCUGGGCUUUUAUGCGGAUAUUGUUAUGAAAAAGUCAAAAUAGAAACAAAAGAGAUGCAAGAUGCCAUUCAACAAAAAUUAGGAUUAAGUGCAGUUGAGGAAGAUGUUAUUGUUAUUUAUGAAGGAGAAAAUAACAAGACAGAAGAAUUCUGGAAGAACCAAAAAGUAAUAGAGAUGCCAAAGAAACGACCUGAAUGGUUUCAUAAAAAUCUUCUUGAACCAUCUACGGUUGAACCUUCUGAUAGUAAGGAUAUAAAACCUCCACAACUUGCUUAAAACAAUUUAGACUAUUUUCAAAAAAAGUUAUUUGGACAUCUAUUGUAUCCCUUUUUUUUAAUGCCAUUUUAAUCAUUACAGAAAUCUAAUUUUCAUAAAACAAUUUGUAAUAUCUUUGUAAUGUCAAUGUGUUAUUUGAUUUGAUCUAGAAAUAUUUUUAUUGUGAAAAUAAGUAGUAUAUUUGUAAAUAAUUUCUAUAUUCAGCAUUAUGCAAGAUACAAAUAUAUAAUCUAUAGUAAAAUA
Messenger RNA from Vespula vulgaris, 938 nucleotides. RefSeq names its product 39S ribosomal protein L32, mitochondrial (gene mRpL32). NCBI's taxonomy places the organism in Eukaryota, Metazoa, Arthropoda, Insecta, Hymenoptera, Vespidae. Gene Ontology annotation, biological process: translation. Bases 93 to 695 code for a protein of 200 amino acids. The transcript is spliced from 4 exons. Gene Ontology annotation, molecular function: structural constituent of ribosome. Gene Ontology annotation, cellular component: mitochondrial large ribosomal subunit. The record is from RefSeq and is a predicted model, not a curated record.